CCCGGAUCCUGGAUCCCCCCGCCCCUGCACCCUGGUUCCUGGCCAUUAAUAAAUCCGUCCGUCUCCCCGUCCCUGCUAUUUGAAGCCGAGGAGCCCCGCACUUUCACAUACACAGACCGCUCGCAGCGUUGCAUCUGUCUGCCGCGGCGUGUGUGCCUGCGUUAACGCGCGUGUGCACCACUAAAAGAGAGAGAGAGAGAGAGAGAGAGAGAGAGAGAGAGAAAACGGGUGAGCGAGCCAGCGAGGAGAGGGAGAGAGAACGGGAGAAGGGAAAAGCGAGCGAUCGAGAGAAAAAGGGGGAAAGAGACGCCGAGUGCAUGAGAGCAAGACAAAGCAAUGAAAUUCAUCGGAGCCGUUUACCUCCUGUUCCUCAUCCCCGCUUUAAGCUUCAACAGCAGCUAUGAGGGGCUGGAAAAGAAGCUGAAGGAGGUUUUCACAGAGAGGACAGGAAUUUUACGACAACUCUCCAAAACAUCAAAGGAGUUGGACAGCAUAAAGGGGAACUUGCAGUCUCUUAAAAAUGAUGAUGCUGUGCCCAAAAAGGAUGUUCAGAGGAUCCUAGAGCUCAGUCACAAGCAAAGGGAUGAGAUGAAGUCACUCCAGGCAGCUCUGCAGAAACAACUGGAUGAUGCAGCUGAACGUGCAGAGAAACAGCAGGCCACUAUAAAGUUCUUAAAGAUGGAAAUGGAAAAGAAGACCAAAAUCAUCAAAGACCUUCAGCAAGAGAAUAAAAGCCUGAAGAACAAACUUCUGUCCGGGAACAAGCUCUGUGACAUACAUGCAGAGGAGUCCAAAAAAAUCCAAGCCCAACUGAAAGAGCUGAGGUAUGGCAAAAAGGAUUUAAUUUUUAAGGGUCAGCAACUGAUGGACUUGGAGAAUAAACUCAAAGUAGCUAAAGAUGAACUGGAGAAGGCAGCGCUGGAUAAGGAGUCACAGCUGAAAGCCCUGAAGGACACUGUGCAUAUCUGCUUCUCGUCUGUCCUACACAGCCAGACAGGAAGUUUACACAGAUUUCCAGCUACACCCACCAACCUGUUGAGGUAUUCUGCCCUGGUCAACAAUUCAAGAGUCACCUUUCAGCAGCCACAUGCAAAGGACAUCCCGAAAGUUCCCCGGAUCACAACAACAAGUAAAUUGCCUUUGAGCAGUGCGGUAAUGAGGAGAGAGAGCACAGGGCCGAAAGACUGCCAGAUGGUGAAGGUGGGAGCAGACUGUUCCCACAAUCAGACCGAGAGUUCAUCUGAGAUGAAAAAGACAUUUGGACACAGUCAAGCGAAGACCCCAGAGCAGAUCGGACAAGGCCAGGCAAGGACAGCAGAGGAAAGUGUGAACACAGACGGAGACCUAAAAAAGACACAAAUGGACAAACACAACUAAAGGGACAGUGGAAGACUUGGCAGAUUUUCUGCAUGGUAAAAAUGAUGUCAGAUCUGUUUAAGCCCCUCUUCAUUCACUGAGCUUAUAAGUACACACACACACACUCACACACACACAUGACUGUAAGCAAACACUAAGCAAACACAAACAAUGACAGACACAAACACAAAUUACUCAGUCUAACACUGCUAAUGUAGAAAAAGAAAUUCCCAAUUCGAUUUUGAACUUUCUUAAUAAAAACCAACUGCAUAGUAUGGCAUGCAUUCUAGAGUUUUAGAUAUUGAUUUUACAAGGUUACGAUGGUACUGGUUGUUUUUAAUAAUUGUUACUUUUUUGGUUCACUAUUUUGAUUCUUUUUUUUUUCUUCUUCUUCUUCUCCCAAAGUGAGGACACAAUGUUCUUUGAUUUGUGUUGUUUGUAAUUAAAACUAUUUCUGGCACCGCAGACCAGAAUUUCAGUGUUAAAGGUCACGCUGGGGGUCAUUUGAGUUCUGUAAAUUUACACCUGAGGUCAAAUUCAAACUUUUGUCUGAGCAGCUUCUGAAAAUACUGAGCCAUGCUCUGAAUGCAAAAUAGGGCUGCACGAUUUGAGGGGAAAAAAACAGUGAUUUUUCUAACAAAAUAAAUAAUAAACAUAUUUAUUACUACAGUAAUAAUUCACUAUAGAAUAAUUAUGAUUUUUUUUAUUUGUGUUUUUACCUUCUCAUGUGUGAAAGU
Messenger RNA from Labeo rohita (rohu), 2093 nucleotides. It is a transcript of the gene luzp2, whose product is annotated as leucine zipper protein 2. The coding region runs from base 337 to 1377 and encodes 346 amino acids. The record is from RefSeq and is a predicted model, not a curated record. The transcript has 12 exons. NCBI's taxonomy places the organism in Eukaryota, Metazoa, Chordata, Actinopteri, Cypriniformes, Cyprinidae.